Molecule: messenger RNA, 2148 nt
Organism: Triticum aestivum (bread wheat)
Lineage: Eukaryota; Viridiplantae; Streptophyta; Magnoliopsida; Poales; Poaceae
Product: glutamine--tRNA ligase
Exons: 21
Coding region: 1-2148 (715 amino acids)
Biological process (GO): glutaminyl-tRNA aminoacylation; translation
Cellular component (GO): cytoplasm; cytosol
Molecular function (GO): ATP binding; glutamine-tRNA ligase activity
Source: RefSeq, a predicted model, not a curated record
AUGGGCGCCGGUGGCAAGGGAUAUAAGGCCCCGACCCUGCAGCUGGAGAAGCUGCUGGCGCUCGGCCUCGACCAGCGCACGGCGGAGAACGCGCUUGUCAACAGCAAGGUCACCGCCAACCUAGCCGCCAUCAUAGCCGAGGUUGGUAUCACUUGUUGUGACAAGUUAGUAGGGAAUCUCCUGUAUGCCGUUGCCACUAAAUACCCAAACAAUGCACUUGUCCAUCGUCCUGCUCUCAUCGACUAUAUUGUGUCCAUGAAGAUAAAGAACCCUGCACAGCUAGACGCUGCUCUGUCAUUUCUUACUAAUGUUGGUCCUGAUCCUUUGGAUACUGGGAAGUUUGAAGAAGCCUGUGGUGUAGGCGUGGUUGUUUCAAUUGAAGAGAUUCAUUCAACUGUCACCAAGGUUCUACAUGAAAAUAUGGAAGCUAUAUUGGAGCAGCGUUAUCAUAUAAAUGUUGGUAACCUAUGCGGACAGGUUAGGAAGAGACACCCCUGGGGUGAUGCUAAGGCGACAAAGGAGGAGAUCGAGAAAAGGCUUGCAGAGAUAUUGGGUCCAAAGACGGAAGCUGACAAUGUAAAACCAGUAAAAACAAAGAAAGGAAAACCAGCAAAACCUGAGGAGAAAAAGGUUGCAGUAGCUACUGUUGCCCCACCAUCUGAGGACCUGAAUCCAUACUCGCAUUUUCCUGAGCAGGCAGAAAACAACAAGGUUCAUACAGAAAUAUUCUUCAGCAAUGGGAACAUAUGGAGGGCACAUAACACAAAGGAGAUUUUAGAGAAACAUCUUAUGGCAACUGGUGGAAAAGUGUCGACUCGUUUCCCUCCAGAACCUAAUGGAUAUCUUCAUAUCGGUCAUGCCAAGGCUAUGUUUAUUGAUUUUGGACUGGCUGAAGAGCGGAAUGGCUAUUGUUACCUUCGGUUUGAUGACACAAACCCUGAAGCUGGAAAGAUGGAAUAUAUAGACCAUAUCCAGGAGAUAGUUCAUUGGCUGGGAUGGGAGCCCUAUAAAGUUACAUAUACAGGUGAUUAUUUUCAAGCUUUGUAUGAGCACGCAGUUGAGUUAAUACGGAAAGGGCUGGCCUAUGUAGAUCACCAGACUGCAGAACAGAUCAAGGAAGGCAGGGAAAAUAACUUGGAUAGUCCAUGGAGGGAUAGACCUAUUGAGGAGUCACUAAAGUUAUUUGAAGACAUGCGGCGUGGGUUAAUUGCUGAGGGCGCAGCAACUCUGCGAAUGAAGCAGGACAUGCAGAAUGAUACCAGAAACAUGUACGACUUGAUUGCAUACAGAAUAAAAUUCACCCCCCAUCCACAUGCUGGUGACAAAUGGUGUAUAUAUCCAAGCUACGAUUAUGCCCAUUGCAUGGUGGAUUCACUUGAAAACAUUACUCAUUCGCUGUGCACGCUUGAGUUUGACAUACGACGUCCGUCGUACUACUGGGUACUUGUUUUUUUAGGCCUUGCGGCGCCGCCAUAUGUUUGGGAGUAUUCAAGGCUGAACAUAUCACAUAAUGUUAUGUCUAAAAGAGAGUUGAAUCGGCUUGUGACAGAGAAGUGGGUAGAUGGGUGGGAUGAUCCUCGUUUGUUAACACUGGCAGGACUGCGGCGACGGGGAGUGUCAGCAGCUGCAAUUAAUUCAUUUAUCCGUGGAAUGGGGAUAACAAGAAGUGACAAUAGCUUAAUUCCUUUCGAACGUCUUGAAUAUCACAUCAGAGAAGAACUUAACAAAACAGCUUCUCGAGCCAUGGUUGUUCUGCAUCCUCUAAAGGUUGUAAUAACAAACUUGGAAGAUGGAGAAGUCAUAGACCUUGAUGGAAAGAAGUGGCCUGAUGCUCCAGCUGAUGAAGCUUCGUCCUACUACAAGGUUCCGUUCUCAAGAAUUGUCUACAUUGAAAAAACUGAUUUUCGCCUCGAGGACUCGAAAGACUAUUAUGGGCUAGCUCCUGGUAAAUCCGCCCUGCUAAGGUAUGCGUUCCCGAUAAAAUGCACAGAGGUUAUUCAUGGCGAUAAUCCAGAUGAGAUUGUUGAGAUUCGAGCUGAGUAUGACCCCUCAAAGACCUCUAAACCUAAGGGUGUUGUGCACUGGGUUGCCGAGCCAUUAAAGGUGGAAAUAAGACUGUUUGAGAAGCUGUUCUUAUCAGAGGUAUAG